AUGACUGAAAGCUCUAAAGAAAAAGGUUUCUAUGUUGGUAGCUCUUCAAAAUCUAUUAUAACUAAAAGCCUUGAAGAAGAAAUCCUUUAUGUUGAAAAAAAGUUUGCUACUUGGGAAUUGUAUGAAUCUUUUCUUAAUGAAUAG
Dentiscutata erythropus is the source of this 144-nucleotide messenger RNA. Lineage: Eukaryota; Fungi; Glomeromycota; Glomeromycetes; Diversisporales; Gigasporaceae. The record is from the annotation of a GenBank genome assembly.